Phodopus roborovskii (desert hamster) is the source of this 1813-nucleotide messenger RNA. RefSeq names its product LIM domain only 2 (gene Lmo2). The transcript is spliced from 3 exons. Gene Ontology annotation, biological process: positive regulation of transcription by RNA polymerase II. Lineage: Eukaryota; Metazoa; Chordata; Mammalia; Rodentia; Cricetidae. Gene Ontology annotation, molecular function: DNA-binding transcription factor binding; transcription coactivator activity. The record is from RefSeq and is a predicted model, not a curated record. Bases 599 to 1075 code for a protein of 158 amino acids. Gene Ontology annotation, cellular component: nucleus.
UAAAUGUGAUUUCCUUCUAUUGUAUUUGAAUCGUGAUCAGGAAAAAGGAAAUGAAACCAGAGACAGAGGGAAGCUGAGCGAAAAUAGACCUUCGCGAGAGAGGAGGGAGCGCGAAGAAAGCAGCGCGGUCCGCUCCCCGCCCCCAGGCCGCCGCCCCCUCUCUGCCCAAGGCGCCCCGACCCUGGCGAAGGUGCGAGGGGAUCGGGGCAGCCGGGCGGAGCCUGCGACUGCGCGCGAUCGGGACCGGGCGGCGGCGGCGGCUGUGGUGACGGCAGCGGGACCGGGAUGGAAGGUUAAGUCCUGGGCAGCGGCAGCUGCCGCAGCCGCCAGAGGGAGGCCGGGCUGCUCCCCGGCCCCCUACCUCGGCCGCUGCGCGCCGGGCAGCCGGCUGAUUCGCUCUCUCUCUUUGGCGUUUGAAGGGAGCGCGGUGACUGUCCUUGAGCGUGGAGGGGCGAGCUCGCCGGCGGAGCGACCGAGCAAGAGGAGGCGCAGGAGCGGCGGCGCCCGAGCACCCGAGGGGGUCCGAGUCCAGGCAGCGGGCCAGGCACGCGCCACAAAGGGAGCGCCCCCGCCACCCGGCACGCCGCCUCCCUCUCCAAUGUCCUCGGCCAUAGAAAGGAAGAGCCUGGACCCAUCUGAGGAACCAGUGGAUGAGGUGCUGCAGAUACCCCCAUCCCUGCUGACAUGUGGUGGCUGCCAGCAGAACAUAGGGGACCGCUACUUCCUGAAAGCCAUCGACCAGUACUGGCAUGAAGAUUGCCUCAGCUGUGACCUCUGCGGGUGCCGGCUGGGAGAGGUGGGGCGGCGCCUCUACUACAAGCUGGGACGGAAGUUGUGCAGGAGAGACUAUCUCAGGCUUUUUGGUCAAGAUGGUCUCUGUGCUUCCUGUGACAAGCGGAUCCGUGCCUAUGAGAUGACGAUGCGAGUGAAGGACAAAGUGUACCACCUCGAGUGUUUCAAGUGUGCUGCCUGUCAGAAGCAUUUCUGUGUAGGUGACAGAUACCUUCUCAUCAACUCCGACAUAGUGUGUGAACAAGACAUCUACGAGUGGACUAAGAUCAAUGGGAUGAUCUAGACCAGAGUCCCCUGCACCCUGGGGAGGUGUUCAGUGAAAACACUGUCUCAGUGGGGGUCUUCAUUCUUAGGCACUUUGGGAACCUGAGGGUGGGUAAGGCAUUUCUUAGGAGAUUGUGGACACUCCUUGGGCACUAAGACAUAGCAUCCACAUGACAUAAUGCAAAGGCCAAGACUUCAGUGACAAAAGGACCAGCCCUUAGAGAGAAUUUAUGGUCACAGACUAUCCAUAGUAACUGACAAGAUUAGUGGAGGAAAUAUUUGGGGACCAGCAUGCACUGUGCCAUCAUGAUAGGAUUUCCAAGAUAGGACGUGUUGGAUAUAGAUUAGGUGUGACUGUGGCAUUUAUGGACUAGAGAUGUGCAAUUAAUUUCUUCCUGGCUUUGGAACAACCCUAUUCUAAUCACUGUUCUUCACACUAGGGAAGGACAGAGAGAGGACAGAAAUCAUUCUUUUUUUCUUGAUCACAUUCCCAUGGCCUAAAUCUUUGGGGUCAGGGGAAACUGCAUGGAAAUACAUUUCAGUUGGGAAUGAAAUACACAUCCUUCAAUCAAACAGUUAUUUAAAGCAAUGUUGGUGAAUCACUGUUUUUAGAUACCUUAAUUUUGAGGUGAGGCACCCCCCACACACAGAUUGUUUCUAUACAAAUUUAAAUCUUAAGAAGAAGUCAAAGUUGUUCAACUAUUUUAUUAUCUUAGAUUAUAUCAAAGUAUUUGUUGUGUGUCAUUAAAACAAACAA